Panicum virgatum (switchgrass) is the source of this 1910-nucleotide messenger RNA. RefSeq lists its product as uncharacterized. The transcript has 5 exons. The record is from RefSeq and is a predicted model, not a curated record. Bases 236 to 1552 code for a protein of 438 amino acids. Lineage: Eukaryota; Viridiplantae; Streptophyta; Magnoliopsida; Poales; Poaceae.
GGAGGUAGAGGGAUCUACUUUCUCCUAGUCCUACUACCCCCCACCACCACCACCCCACGAGACAAGAAACGCAAGCGCUGUCGUAAGCAAGCAAGCGCCGCCGCGUGGCGCCAACACGCAACACCCAUAUAAGAGGCUGCCGCGGCCGGCGCUUCUCCACCCACCACUCCACUCUAUCCGCGCCGCACGCAGUUGAGUUUCGCUUCAGCCUGGUGGUACGUACAGUGGUGACAAGAUGAAAUUGUGGCCGUUCCUCGUGCUGCUCGUCACGCUGCUAUCUGCAACCGCCUCUCUUCCGUCAGAGGCGCUCAACGUGAGAGGCCACCUGCUCAAGUCCAAGACCUUCCUGUCCCCGCCGAUCUUCCUGCGCCCGGGCUCCGUCUCCAACAAGUGGUACUUCGACAUCGCCUUCCCCAGAGGCCACCUCGCGCUCAAGAGCUUCAACGCCGAGGUCGUCGACGAGCGCGGCGUCCCUGUCCCGCUCCACGAGACCUACCUCCACCACUGGGUCGCGGAGCCCUACUUCGCCGUGAAGGAAGCCGCCGCCGCCGCCGCCGCCGGCGAGGCCCAGAAGCGCUCCAAGGGAAUCCUGAACAGGAACUCCGGCGUGUGCAAGAACACACUGGGACAGUACUACGGCCUUGGCUCCGAGACCCGGCACACGGCGACGUGGGUGCCUGAUCCCUACGGCAUCGAGGUUGGCAACCCGGAGGCGCCGCCGGAGGGGUACGAGGAGAAAUGGCUGCUCAACGUGCACGCCAUCGACACCAGGGGCGCCGCCGACAAGCUGGGGUGCACCGAGUGCAGGUGCGACCUGUACAAUGUGACGAUCGAUGAGCACGGCCGGCGCAUCCCCGAGGACUACACCGGCGGGCUGUACUGCUGCUAUGAUGAGACCCGGUGCAAGGUGAAGGAAGGGUUCUCCGAUGGUGAGGUGAGGAAGGUGUUCCUGCGGUACACCGUGACGUGGCUCGACUGGAGUGAUGCGGUUUUGCCGGUGAAGAUCUACAUCUUCGAUGUCACUGACAGAGCUCUGCUUGAGGGGAAAUCAGAGCCUGCUUGCAAGGUGGAGUACCAGGUCGAGGCAUGCAGCUCAGAGAACCGGGCCAACAACGACUGCGUCCAUGUUCAGGCAACCAAACAAAUCUUGCCGCGGGGAGGCGACAUCGUGUUCGGCGUUGCGCACCAGCAUUCAGGUGGCAUCGCCGCCUCUCUGCACGGCGAGGACGGCCGGCUGCUGUGUGAAUCGGUGGCAACCUACGGCGAAGGGCAGGAGGCCGGGAACGAGGCAGGCUACAUCGUCGGCAUGUCGACCUGCUACCCGAAGCCGGGAAGCGUGACGGUGCGCGACGGCGAGGUGCUGACCGUGGUGUCCAACUACAGCAGCGAGAGGCAGCACACGGGCGUGAUGGGCCUCUUCUACAUCCUCGUGGCCGAGCACAAGAAACAGCAACAGCAGCAGCUGCUGCCGGCUGCCGCCGGCAAGCCUGGCCUGUGCUUCAGCUUCCCGGUCUCAUGGUGCCUCCCGUCAUGGCUGUCGAGCAACAUGUAAAAAAAGUCUAGCAUGGUAUCUUAACUGUGAUAAGCGUGGAAGAGUUACGCCUGAAGGGGAAGAAGAUAGCUAUCAGAUUUAUAGGUAGAUAAAUGCAUACAGGUACGGUGUUACUGAGUUGUAGUUUGUGCUGUCUUGAUGAUCCAUCAGUUAUCUUCAAUCUGAUGGCCUGCAUACAUGUAUUAAGCUGGGUUUAGCAGUAUUAGUAGCAGAAGAACUGUACUGUACGUUCUCCAAAUAAUUACCCUUCCACGGAUUAGUCGAGAGUUACUGUGUGAGAACUAGAUGGACAAUCUCUUGUACAAAAAAGUGUGAGAUUAAUACACGUAUAGGGUAUAAUAACCCUUCCACGGAUUAA